This is a messenger RNA of Chenopodium quinoa (quinoa), 1350 nucleotides long. RefSeq lists its product as uncharacterized. Lineage: Eukaryota; Viridiplantae; Streptophyta; Magnoliopsida; Caryophyllales; Amaranthaceae. The record is from RefSeq and is a predicted model, not a curated record. The transcript has 5 exons. Bases 682 to 1029 code for a protein of 115 amino acids.
AUCAUUUCAAACGGAGUAGUUUACUCUGCGUCGUUAUGUUCCUUUUAUUUUCUACCUACACAGCUCUGAGCUUAGUCGAAAAAAAAAAAAAAAAAAAAAAAAAAAAGGUAAAAGGUUGACAUACUAACCUCACCAGGAGAAGUGAAAUUGCGGCUCAAGGUAUGUAUAUAGUUUGAGUUCACAAUUUCAUAAAUGUUUUGGUCUUGAGGUUAUGCUGUAAUUGACUCAAAUUGAAUUUGGUUUAUACGACUUUUGUGGUCUUAAUUACAAAUGGAAUCUUGAUAGUUUCUUGACUUCUUCAUAGUAGUUGUAUACAAUUUACAUGUGUUGAGAAUUGCUUGGGUUAUAUGCGGUCAACUCUUUUUCAACUGUUGUUUUUGCUGAUUGGUUCAUGAUUGAUAUGAAACCUAUUGAAUUUCUCUCUAAAAUAGCCCCCUCCUUUUCUUUUUUUUUUCUUUUUUUUUUUUGAUUUCCUCUAUAUUUUUUGGAAGAUUUGUUGCUAUGGAAUGAUAUUUUGUUGACUAUUGAUUUAUUAGUGGAUUUUUUUGCUGCUUAUAACAUCAAAUUACUGUCAGAAACAUUUGUGAACAAGGCUUUCUUCUCCCCAGAGAUAUUGAUUUGCUUCUCCUGUGCAGUUUCUAGGCUAAAACCUCAUAGUUCAAGAAGUUUUCCCAUUAUUGGAUGUCAUGUAUAUUUCAUUCAAUACUCCAUCAAACCUUUACAAGCAAGUUUCAAGUUUACAAUCGAAACUUCAAAAGGGGCUGUCAAUCCUGUCAAAGUUGGACUAGAGAUGAGGCACUAGCAAAUACCUUAACUCUGGAGAGUGAUUUGCAUACCAAAAGAACUGGCCACACUGAAGUUUUAGAUAAGAAUUAUGAAUCCGUUAAACCUAUUAUUCUAGAAUCACCGUCUUCUACUGCUCCUAUAGACAUUGAUUCUCAAGAAAUGUUUGUCCCUGAGGUUGAUAAAGCCCUGCAUCAGGAACUUGAAGGAAUGGGAUUCUCAAUUGCACGGACUACUAUCAUAUAAUGUGGCUCUUAUGUUCAGGUGCAUGGGGUGCUAAAUGGAGCGGAACAAAUGGUGCAUAUACGUUGGCGACUCUUAUUCAAGCUCAACUUUGUGAAGAUUUGGAAAUUCCAGCUUAUAUAUAUGUUGAGAAUUUGUAUUUUGGAGGAUUAAAUUAAUUAUAUAACUUUUAUUUAUUAAUAGUAGGGUGUCAUACAAAAAACAAGCAACUAAUAUUUUAUAAUGUACGUAUUUAGCAUUAUAAUUAUUUUAUAUAAAUUUAAUGAUAUUUUGUUUCUUAGUAUAUUUAGAUUUGUACUGAAUAUUUAUACAUAUAUUAAAUUA